CUCUCGAGUUUGGGCAGCAUUCAGCAACACUCAUUCAACCACCAAGAUGACCACUCUCUCUGCCAAGGACAAGAAGGUAGUCAAAGCCUUCUGGGCCAAAGUGUCUGGAAAGUCGGAGGAAAUCGGCAGCGAUGCUGUGGCCAGGAUGCUGAGGGUGUACCCGCAGACCAAGACCUACUUCUCCCACUGGAAGGACCAUAGCCCCUCCUCCCCCGAUGUGAAGAAGCACGGACUGACUGUGAUGGCUGGAGUUGGAGAAGCUGUGGCCAAAAUCGACGACCUCAAAGGAGGUCUCCUGAACCUCAGUGAGCUGCAUGCCUUCACUCUGCGUGUGGACCCGGCCAACUUCAAGAUCCUCUCCCACAACCUCCUCGUGGUCAUGGCCACCAUGUUCCCCGACGACUUCACCCCUGAGGUCCAUGUGUCUCUGGACAAGUUCCUGGCUGCUGUGGCUCUGGCUCUGUCUGAGAAGUACCGAUAAACAGCAGGAGAAGAGGCUGCAUAGCAGGAGCUCACUGUGCAUAAUGAUCAAUAAAAGCAUC
Messenger RNA from Pungitius pungitius (ninespine stickleback), 542 nucleotides. Its product is annotated as hemoglobin embryonic subunit alpha-like. Gene Ontology annotation, molecular function: oxygen carrier activity; oxygen binding; peroxidase activity. NCBI's taxonomy places the organism in Eukaryota, Metazoa, Chordata, Actinopteri, Perciformes, Gasterosteidae. The coding region runs from base 47 to 481 and encodes 144 amino acids. Gene Ontology annotation, cellular component: blood microparticle; hemoglobin complex; haptoglobin-hemoglobin complex. The transcript is spliced from 3 exons. Gene Ontology annotation, biological process: oxygen transport; hydrogen peroxide catabolic process. The record is from RefSeq and is a predicted model, not a curated record.